CAAGAAAACAAAACAAAACCCCAUUUUUUAAAAACUUGAAAAGAACGUUGAUUUUUUGGCAGGCAGCUCUAAACCCGCAACAACGCACUCCGGAAUCUCUCUCCGACGCCCUCACCGUUAACCGGGUUUUUGACUAUUUUAACUGUUACCGGAGCACUAGAAAUGGAAGCUGAGAACAGUCUUCACAAGCAAGCUACUGAAGUCUUUAACGGAAGAGGCGAGAGCUCGCGUUCCAAUGCCAGCGAGGCACAGCCUAAUGCGAAAAGGGUCAGGGUGGAGAAGGAACUAACUUUUAAGGACAUGUAUGAGAACAAAGAGUUGUUCGAGGAGGAUGACGAGGAGGACACUGAUUGGGAGCCGUGUCCCGUGGAGAAGUGUGUUGAAGUCGUCAAGUGGUUCUGUAGAAACUGUACUAUGGAUAACCUAGACAUUAAUAUCUGCUGCGAAGUAUGUGGGGAGCAUAAAGAUUCUAAAAUCCUAACCCUUGGGCAUUUUGCAUCACCCUUUGCACAAGAUGGAAAUCUGAAUGAAAUCCAGCCAAGUAUAAAAGUAAUGAGAGAUCUUGACUCCCAGGAAUCAGCUGCAAACAGUUCUACGGCAAUUGGCUUUGACGAAAGAAUGUUGUUACAUUCAGAAGUUGAAAAGAAAUCGCAUCCACACCCUGAAAGGCCAGAUCGACUUCGAGCAAUUGUUGCUAGUCUUACGAGAGCUGGUAUAUUUCCAGGAAGAUGCUAUCCAAUUCCUGCUAGAGAAAUCACUCAAGAAGAACUUAUGAUGGUUCAUUCUUCGGAGCAUAUUGAAUCUGUGGAAGUUACAAGCAAGUUAAUGUCUAGUUAUUUCACUUCCGACACAUACGCGAACAAGCAUUCAGCAUGUGCUGCUAGGCUUGCAGCUGGGUUAUGUGCUGAUCUGGCAUCGGCAAUUGUUUCUGGGCGUGUCAGAAAUGGAUUUGCUUUGGUUAGACCUCCUGGUCAUCAUGCUGGUGUAAAAGAUGUGAUGGGGUUUUGUCUACACAAUAAUGCUGCAGUGGCAGCAUUGGCAGCUCAGGCUGCAGGGGCUAGGAAAGUUCUAAUUUUAGAUUGGGAUGUUCAUCACGGAAAUGGCACACAGGAAAUAUUUGAGAAAAAAAAAUCGGUCUUGUAUAUUUCAUUGCAUAGACAUGAGGACGGAACAUUUUAUCCUGGUACUGGAGGUGCUCAUGAGGUUGGUUACAUGGGUGCAGAAGGAUACUGUGUGAAUAUUCCAUGGAGUCGAGGUGGUGUUAGUGAUAAUGAUUACAAUUUUGCAUUUCAGCAAGUUGUACUUCCUAUAGCUUCUGAAUUUGCUCCCGAUUUUACCAUAAUAUCAGCGGGAUUUGAUGCUGCCAGAGGUGAUCCCCUAGGAGGUUGUGAUAUUACUCCCUCUGGCUAUGCACAGAUGACACACAUGUUGAAUGCCCUAUCUGGUGGAAAAAUGCUUGUUAUUCUUGAGGGGGGCUAUAAUCUCCGUUCUAUAUCAUCUUCCGCAACUGCAGUAAUCAAGGUAUUACUGGGUGAGAGUCAUGUACCCGAACUGGAAAACAGUUUCCCUACCAAAUCUGGCCUGCAGACUGUUUUCGAAGUCCUCGACGUUCAGAAUAAUUUUUGGCCUUCCUUGAAACCUAUCUUUGAAAAUGUGAUGUCACUUUGGGAAAUGCGCUGUCUUGGAAAAAAAGUUGUAGGCAAACAGACAAAAAAGAGACGCCGAAUUGUGGUACCAAAAUGGUGGAGGUGGGGUCGUAGAAGUUUCUUAUUCCAAAUGCUGAAUGGUCAUCUCCGUGUAAAAUCAAAACGACUUUGUUGAGCUGGAUUUUGAAGUACAGGAAUACCUGGUAGUUAUCAGCAUGUUGUAUAUUCCAUCUUGAUUCCAGAUAAUAUAUUUUUUGGUUGACCUUGUAAAGUGCAUUAAGGUUGACGUAGAAAUUGUGAAAGAGCAGCUUAGAAGAAACUUUUCGGGUAGGUAAAAGAUAAAAAUGACUUGUUUGAAUAUUUAAGAAGCUACUUGAGAAUGUGAGGAAUUAAUUGUUUUUAUACCUGUUAUAAAAGCAAACUGAUGUUGUAACUUGUAAUCGCCUUUCAACUUAAUGCAUGCAGAAUUUUCCGUUCUUAAAA
Molecule: messenger RNA, 2129 nt
Organism: Vicia villosa (hairy vetch)
Lineage: Eukaryota; Viridiplantae; Streptophyta; Magnoliopsida; Fabales; Fabaceae
Product: histone deacetylase 15
Exons: 18
Coding region: 163-1821 (552 amino acids)
Biological process (GO): chromatin organization
Cellular component (GO): histone deacetylase complex
Molecular function (GO): histone deacetylase activity
Source: RefSeq, a predicted model, not a curated record